Messenger RNA from Branchiostoma floridae (Florida lancelet), 1196 nucleotides. RefSeq names its product CD9 antigen-like. The transcript has 7 exons. Bases 258 to 1016 code for a protein of 252 amino acids. Gene Ontology annotation, cellular component: membrane. Lineage: Eukaryota; Metazoa; Chordata; Leptocardii; Amphioxiformes; Branchiostomatidae. The record is from RefSeq and is a predicted model, not a curated record.
CCCCGUCCCGGCUGACCCCUGCGCAUCAUGACUUCACCUCUCUCGGCGCUCUAUUUUGGUCCCAUGUGUCAACCCGUGUUCCCAAACCUCCGGGCACAGCUUCGCCAUCGCCGCCUUUGUUAGUCUACCGUUCGUGGAAGGAUAAGGACAGGAAACCGAGUCACAGACCCGUCUAUUUUCUCUACUUUCCGCAUCGUACUACUACGUUUCUGACUGGGAUUUCUACUACAGUGCCGUACUACUGCGGAGGUUGUACCAUGGCGUUGGAAGGGUGCAUGCGGUGUCUGAAGUAUCUCAUGUUCAUAUUCAACUUUCUCUUCUGGUUACUUGGCUGUGCGAUUCUGGGAGUUGCGAUAUGGCUGCGGGUGGACCAGAGAACGACACAGUACGUGGACACAGGGGAGAACCUGUCGUCCUACUACAUCGGAACGUACGUCCUGAUGGCCGUGGGGGGCAUCAUGAUGCUGGUGGGCUUCCUGGGCUGCUGCGGUGCCAUCUACGAGUCACAGUGCAUGCUCUGCACGUUCUUCAUCUUCUUGUUGCUGAUCUUUGCUGCAGAAAUUGGAGGAGGAAUCUGGGCCUUCUUACACCAAGAUGAUCUGACAGAAUUCAUCAAGUCAGAUUUUGAGGACAUAGUGAAGAGCAAGUAUGGAGUCGACCAACACGCCUCAAAAAGUUGGGAUGGGGUUCAAGAAUCGCUGAUGUGCUGUGGUGCCGCAGAUAAGAGCGACUGGGCGCAGAGUGCGUGGGGAAACCAGCAGAAGAACUGGGGCAGCGUGCCACAGUCCUGCUGCGAAACCCCCGGGCCCGGCUGUGGCAGCGGCGGGAUCGUGCUCAUACAGCAGAUCCACCAAAAGGGCUGUACAGACAAGCUGAUUGAAUUCUUCCACAAGAACCUCAUGAUCAUCGGAUGUGUGGGCAUCGCCAUCGGAGUCAUUCAGCUGCUGGGAAUGACCUUUGCCCUGUGCCUGUGCUGUUCGAUCAGGAGGAACAGGAACAAGCACUACCACGCGUGAAGACUGUCUCCAGCACAAUAAUACAGCCUUUAACACAAACCCUGCAAGACUGGGAUGGGGACUCAAAAUGGACGUUGACUAAUCUCAAAAACAUCUGCUUGGAAACAUUCAAUAGUUUGCACAUUUUAUGUGGUGAAAUUCACAGAAUUUUGUUUUUACUCUAAGCGUGUCGUAGCCUCA